Messenger RNA from Lotus japonicus, 3125 nucleotides. RefSeq lists its product as uncharacterized. Bases 672 to 2438 code for a protein of 588 amino acids. The transcript is spliced from 4 exons. The record is from RefSeq and is a predicted model, not a curated record. NCBI's taxonomy places the organism in Eukaryota, Viridiplantae, Streptophyta, Magnoliopsida, Fabales, Fabaceae.
CAUGGAUAGAAACAUCAUGCAGAGAAAGAAAGAAAAAGAGAACCGCAACUUGGACACAAAACAAACACAACUUGUGGUUUCCUUUUUGCAAGUUGUUGUAGUUUUCUAAAGUACAAAAAACAGACAGCCAGAAAAUUCUGGCUAAGCCAUGCCCCACAAAUUGUUUGCUUAUAGGGGAAUGAUUUUUGCCUAUCACCAUCGUCAUCCAUCAAUGCCUAUCACCCCACCACCCACUUUUUACGUGAGAGAUGGAUAUGCCUGCGGGCUCCAACAACAACACAACACUCACCAAAGAGAAGAACAAAGAAGAAGGAAAUUCCCUCAUCAUAGACACAAACCAGUUGUGGGGUUUGCAGAGUUUGCUCCUUUGAUUGGUUACCUUGUGAAUUGCCGAAGAAAGAUUGAAUUUUCAGCAAUCAUAAGCCUUGGAUAGUGCCUCUAGCGUGACGAUGACGUGAAGUCUGGUUAAUAAUUUUUACUUUCUUUUCUUUGGAGGGGAAUCAAUUUAUUUACACCAGCAUUGGUGUUGAGAUGGAUGGUUUUGGGAGAACAGUUGAAACAUAAAAGUACCAAAUGAAUGCACUUACAAGAUGGUGACGAUAAAUAAUAGUAUGGUAUAGAACGUGAUUCCUCUUUGAAAAUUUGGAAGAACCUUACCCUUAUCAAUAGAAAUGGGGUUACCACAAGUAUCUUCAGGCUGCAUUGCUGAGGAGGUGGCAGCAUCAUUUGUGCAAACUGCACCUAGGAUUGCCAGCAUAAGCAACAAUGAGUUGAACUUGUUGGCUGGGGAAGAAGAACGUUGUAAUCGCACGAAAAUUCACAUGCCUCACUCUGAGAGGAAUAAUGUUAUAGAGCUCUCGAAAUCACAUGUUUCAAAGACGAGCAAAGAUGGUAAAUCCAACAUACAGAAGUUGAAGAUUGACUCCAUGGAACAAAUUGCCAGGUUGUCUGUCAAUACAGAGCAAACACCUACUUCAAGGACUGUAGGUUUUCGUAUAAGAGCAUCAACUCCUUGCGUUAAUGGUUUUGGUGGAAAUGGAUAUUCGUCAUCUGUGUUUAAUGCCACCAAUGACGCAACUGAAGCAUCUAAAUCGCAAGUCAGGAAGCGAUUAUUGUCACCUUUGAAUGGAAUGAUGCUUGCUGAUCAUUUUAGAGGUGAUCCUCUGGACAUUGGUGAAGGUAAUCAUCGAACUUGUCCGAAAGUUGGAGAUGAUUGUCAUAAUGCUAUACAUGAGUAUAAGAAGGUUCAUAUUGGAGAUGACAUCAAUAUUCAACCCACAAUUUGGUCGUCUGCUUAUUUUCAGGAAUUUGUGAACUCAUCUUGUAAUGACUCUGGUAUGAACAAGAACAAAAUUGUUUCUAGUCAUGACAGUUCACACAGUGAGCAUGAGGAGUCAAUGUGUUAUAAGCAUUUGAAAUCGUCUUCAGAACUUAAUGAUUCUAAAGAGAGAACUAAAUUGAAGUCCCUACCAGUGGCGUUAUCAAUACCUCAGAAAAAGGUGUCAUCACCUCGCUUCCCUUUGUCUCCACUGGGUAAAAAAUCUUCUACAAAUGAAAAAUUGGGAGGGUGCAGAACUAUUGAUGUUAUGUUGGAUGAUGGCAAUCUGAGUUUUAAAGAUGUAGAAGAAUCUCUUGAUAAAACUUGUCAAGGAUUUAAAUCACAGCUCUAUUAUAACAGUAUGCAGCAAAAGUCUGACAUGUUUACUCGUGAUAAGAUCAUCGACAUGAAUGAUUAUUGGACUCGUCCUGCUAGCUUUCCUCCUAAGCAUGCCAAUUUUUGUGGAACUAUGAGUAGAUUGCCUAGUAGAAGGUCCCUGAUUGGCUCAUUUGAGGAAUCGCUGUUAUCUGGUCGCUUACUGUCCGGGAAAGUUAGUCAGGUUAGCAUUAGUCAGAAAAUUGAAGGCUUUCUUGCUGUGUUGAAUGUAACUGGUGGCAAUUUCUCACCACAAUCGCAAAAAGUUCCAUUUGGCGUAUCCAGCGUGCAAGGAGACAAGUAUUUAUUAUAUUAUUCAUCAAUUAAUCUUUCAGGAAAAUUAUCAAGCAAGUCUAGAGUCUCUAAAUUUCAGAGAACCCUUAGCAUGGAUGAAUCACGAUCUGAAAAGAGCCGUAUACGCAUACCUAUGAAAGGACGCAUUCAACUGAACAUUGGCGCCGUCUGUGGGGAACAACGAGAGGCUCACAUAAGAAAUGAGGCGGGAAAAGUGAAGGUGGCAAGAAAGUUCUCAACGAAAGUAGUGCCAAGAAAAAUGAGGGUAGGAGACUUAGUGCUCCGAAAAAAUACAAUACCUGAUAAACACAACAAACUUUCACCCAACUGGGGCGGGCCUUACAGGAUUAUAGGCGACGUUGGAGGAGGAGCUUAUAAGUUGGAACAACUAAGCGGUCAAAAGGUUCCACGAACAUGGAACGCCUCUCAUCUAAAGCAGUAUUUUAGUUAAUAGAAACAACAAAUGUAAAUGAAGUCGCACUCUUUUUCCCUUUCUUUGGAAAGGUUUUUAAUGAGGCGACAUUUGUAAUGAAGGGACAAUUGUUCCCAUACGAAAGAAAAUUAAUGAAAAUAUCAUUUCAACAGAAUCGCAUAUAUUUUUUAAUUUAUAUUACGAGUUCAUGCAAUGCAAAUCGUAUCAAGGUAUGCAAUACCGCGAGUAAACCUUUCGGAAUAAGAGAGUAUCGCCUUCAAAAGUUAAAAGCCUUGGCAAUUCUAGUGGCCACUAGAAACCAAGCCUCGUCGAAAAAUCGGCUAAGGUAUGUAAACCAAAGUAACAACGAAAGUUGGAAACAACUAAAACAACGAAUGAACUUAAGAUGAUAUCCAUUUAAAGUAGAGAAAAGGGGGCGACACCCAUACAUGAUUUGGAAUGAAAAUAAAAGACAGGGCAAUGCCCAAAGAAAAAUUUCAACUUCAUAAAAUAAAAACAAAUUCAAGCCAGGUUCUCGUUGUUGGCGUUGUUGCCCUGGCUUGUCCCAGCUUGAGGAUCUUCCUUCUCUUGAUCCUCAUUCCUGUGCUGCUCAUUCCCAUCCUCGCCAUCUUCUUCAGGCUCACUCUCAUCAUCGAAUUGGGGAAGGAGGUCGAGGCUAAUGUCAUCAUCACCAACUACUUGACCAUCCUUGAUCUCCUUCAGCCA